AUCGCGAGCCCGCGAUAUUUUCGGCGGCCUCGUGCAAGCAAAUCGUCUUACGUCAUGUUAUAAGAAGUAUAGUGUGUGUUAGUGUGUUCCCGAAAAUAUCGACCAACGUGGAGACAGAUAGUUACUCUGUUGUGAAUAAAUAUAAUGUUUUGACUUGAUAUUUCCUUUAUGAGUAACAAUUGUAGUAUAUGUUUCGAAGCUCUAUCAAGGGCGGACGUUUUAAACGUACUGAGCAGCGAUAUACGAAGGGAGUUGAAAGAUGUAGUCGUAUUCUCGCUUGAAGCACCGUUGUGUGACGACAGCAGAUUAUGCAAAUCUUGUCAUGCUGAGUUAAACGUGCGGAUGAAUAUCAAAGCUAACCUUCGAGAGACAGAUCAACGAAUCAGACAAAUCAAUCAUGGUGCGAUAAUUGCAAAGGUUCGUCCAAAACCUACUCUGAUAGAAAGACAGUCACCACAACGAGGGGAAAUGAAUAUUUUUCGUGAGAAAUAUACGCGAGAAGCGUCUGGUAUAAAACUUGGAAACGCUAGCUUGCUUGGUUGCGUCAAAAGCGAGGUCAAAAGUGAGGGAAUUUCUUCGUUCAAACACGAAAAUGGGAGCGUUAAAAGUCUUAAAAGUGAACAGUUAUGCAAAGAAGCAGAUAGCUCUUUAUGUGAGCUUGCGAAAGAGCUGUGGGGCGAUGAUGUGAAAUGUAAAGAGACGUCAAAUAAGGAAAAUAUGUGAGUAUAUUAUUAUAUUUUUGAGAUGAAAUAUUCGCGCCAAAUUGCGUCUUGAACUUUGAACGGAUUCCCCAGAGACCAUGUCGGAGUUUGCAAUAAUGGAGAACUGGGGGCGAGAUACGAAAUACCAUAAAAAUGUCAAAAAUAUUUUUUGUAACUGCUUAAUAUUAUCAAAAAGUGGUUAGUUACUGUAAGCUAAGGCUGUUUCUCAUUUACAAUGGUAAAAUUAGUGGAGAAAAAAAAUUAAAGGUUGAAAAAAAGCGCCUGCUCCUGGAGAGGCUCGAACUCUCGACCUUCGCAUUUCACGGCAUAUAUGGCGAGCCAAAGCCACGCCCAUACUGCUUAUAAGUACGACGCGCUAACCGACUGUGCCACAGGAGCUGGACAUCGAGUAGGCGAGAAUUUAUUCUAUAUGAAGGUACACUCAAAAUUUCCGGGCGGUCAACAAUUGGUCCAAAGCAUGUUUAUUAUAAUAUGAAAAUUUUACGAAUUUUAUUUGUUUUGUAACGUAAUAUUUUUCAUUAGCAUCCGUCGAAAUCAGUUUUCGUUGUAAAUCUCGUAUUCUAAUACUUCACCUUCUUUUUUCGUUUUUUACUUUCAAUAUUUUGGCUUUUGAUAUCGUUUUGGCACCGCACAAGGCCUGCUUGGAAGAAAAUUUGAAAAUUAUGUAACUAUUUAUUAAUAUUGCAAUCUUGGCAUUUUCACUAAAUUAUAAAGAGGCAAGCUGCCAAGGUCAAGGUAUAAGCAUUCGACGUAAGAUACAAUAUUUAACAAAACAUUGACAUUGAAUAAUUCGUCUGAAUGUUUAGUUUUCGGGCAAUAAACUUUGAUAUUUUUUAUUUCGCGGAAUAAAACAUACCAGUUCGCUCAGCAGAAAAAAGCGCGGGGGCCUCGUAUCAACCACGUGACUUCCCGACAUAUAAAACUCGUGAGGAAGACAGAUAAUUUCUAAAACUAAAACAAAAUUUACUGAGAGCAUGUUGUUUGAAACUUAUUUGGAGGUUUUAAAAAACGAUGUCGUGGCUCAACAAUGGCAUGGAGCACGAGUCGGAUCUCUUAUCUGUUGCCUUAGGGGAAAGUGGGCUUGAUUUAGACGCUCACGGACCGCUUUCAAACCUUGGAAAAAACGAAACUACGGAGCAUAACUCUGGUUUAGCUGGUGCUACAUUGUCACUUGAAUCGACCUCUACACCUAAUGAUCUACUCAAUUGGGCGUUUUUACUAUCAAAUACAAACAGUCAGAACUUAGCAUCAACUCAAGAUGGUUUAUCGAAUCUUUUUGAACCUUUUGGCGAGUUUAAACCUGCGAGUGAGCACCCAACUAUAAACAAUAAAACGUCUAUUCCCAAUUCCAAAGACCUACAGGCACAUUUCGACCUGUAUUUAGGCAACGGGGAUUUUAAUACUGUACCACAGUAUACAAACAGAAGUAAUUCUCAUUUGGGAACUUCAUUAAAAGACUUACUCUCUACGGAAGAUAUCUCAGGCAGUUUGACUAAAAAAGCCGUCAAUGGAUUAAGUGUAAACAGCAAAGAUCCAACAAGGAAGUAUGUCAUAAUUAUAUGACGUUUAAAUUUUUAGAAAAGCUUUUUGAAUUCAUGGUUUAAGUUUUGAGACUUGUUAUCCAUAGUUUUUAACAGAGGAGGUAUGUAGUUUUAAAGUUUUAGCGAGAGCGUUUGCCACGAAAUGUCAGAUGACAUAAUUUCGUAUGUUAAUUGUUCCUAGAAAUAUGUCAUCCUUUGAAAUUACCGUCGACCAUUAUGUCAUUCCUUUUCCCAGACUCUGGGAAAAUGUUUUGCUGAGAGUUUUACCUUGCAAGGCCAUGAGAUAAUUAAGGCCCUAAAUUGUUUGAUAUCAGAAAAACUUGCUGUUAUAAAUAUAACACAGCCAAGAGCUUUUGUUUACCCCAGGCUUACAAUAAAACUAUAAAAACCUUUCCAUUUCCCCAUUUGUAGUCUGUUGUCAUUUGUAAUUUAUUGUGGCGGUGAGCAAAUUGGGUCAUUCUAGAAAACAUGCAGACUCCCACAGGAAAUUGGAGAUUAAUUACACUCGCACACACCCUUCAGACAUCCUGAUACUUUACUAUUACCAAAAGUAAUUUUAAGAGGCAAUUUUUUUCGAUGUCAUGUAUUUGGAAUGAAUAGUGUUGAAAAUCUAAAAUGUUUUUGGCGUUGUUCUAAAAAUUACCUUUUAGCUUUAUUCUCUAGUUUAUAGAGUUAGCAACCUUUUUAUAUGCAUCUGCCGGUUGAGAAACAUAAAAUAAUAGUUAAAAAUUGUCAAUUAAAAUACAAUUAUCAAUGAUGCUUUAAAAUUGACGCCAUAUUUACAGCCAUAUAAGCAAAACUUAGUGAACUUCAGGCCUCAUUUUCACUUUGGCGUAUCAUCUAAAAUCUUUUCAUUUUAACAUUAUUUUACAGAUAAAGCGCUAAACAUAAUUUUUAGUUUGUUUGCCGAUUGAGAAACGUAUCGAAACCCCAAGUGGUAUAUUACAUUAGUUUUGAGCGCCUGUUACGUAACAUACAAAAAAUCUCUCUUCAUUAUUUUAAUUAUUAAUUUAUUUACUAUUACCAGAAGUAAUUUUAAUUAUUUUAAUUAGUAAUUUAUUUCAUUAAUUUGCCCCAAAACAACUUGCAUUCAAUAGCCAUAAUAAAAAAAUAUUUACAAGAGUAGUGCUUAGUAUGAACCUUCCAGAAAGUUAGAAACCAUAUGGUUUUUAUAUGGUUCCUAGCUCAAAAUGUAACAGAAAUAAACAAAAGUAACAAAAAUGCACCCUUCUUAGAAAUUAUCGCAUAUUACACAUAAAACACAGAAAACUAAAUUUUAUUGCCGUAUUUGCUCAUAAAUUGGUAAACUGACAACAGACCACACUAGCAAAAGCGGGGAAAUUUUUGUAUUUUGACUGUAAUAAGAGUGAAUGAUUUUUUAUGUUUGGCAUCAAAAUGUUUCAGCAUUUAAACUAGUAUAACUGGCUUAUGUACCUGUUUGACAGAUUUUUGGCAAAGGUGUGAUUUCUGCUGACUAACUUUAUGCUGACUAAGUAGAUUUUUAGUUCCCUUUUGAGUGAAAGUUGCUUACAAGACAAGUUUGAUUAAAUAACUCUUGUACUAAGGUAGUUAUAUACAACUAGUUUCAAUAGCUUGUAUAGUCUAAUGUAGUUGGUUUGUAUAAUGUUUGGCUUGACUUAUACAGUAUAUGAGGUGGAUAAUUCAUGUGAGGUGGAAACUUUGGUAAAGAAAAGGUAGUUUGAUAAUUUGUCUGUGUAUAUAAAUAUGGCUAAGAGAUUGAUCGUCUCGCAUCUGUGAAGACACAUUUUUUGUGUGGUCUUCACAGACAAACUUGCUGAUGUAGUUCAUCUUGAUGUGGAUGAUCUGUCCAUGGAUAUAAAUCAUUGAUCUUUAGAGAGUUGUUAUGUGAAUUAUAUCAAAACAUUAUUAGGAUCUUUGCCAGUAUAUGGUUGAUAAUUCAUCUUGAAUUAAUUAACACACAAGACAGACCUGUCAGACAGGUUGUGUCUUGAUGAAAACAAAGCUGUUGACAAAUAGCGCUCAUUGACACAUGUAUUUUUUUUACUUAAUUACAGACAAAAUACAAGAACCUUUCCGCUUCUGUAACUUGUUUUGUAUUUCUGUAAUUUGUUCUAUUUUUUCUGUAGCGAUUACCGCUUUAUCUGCAAAUAUCGUGGUAGAAUUUCCCUUGUAACAAAGGAUACACCUUUCAUUAGAUUCUUUGCAUAAAAGUUUACGUCAAAUGAUCGUAGUCGGUAAUUUUAAAUUUGUAUAGUAUGAACACACUAUGAGCGGCGGUUUAAAACCAAUUUAUCAGCAAAUAUCGCUUAAGAUCUAAGUUUCGCAACUUUUAUGCAAAGAAUUUUACGAAAGGUGUAUCCAUUGCUACAAAUUGACAUAUAUAAAGGAAGGAAAGUGAAAUUCUACCGGACCGGACUGGAAUAUUUGCCGAUAAAGCGGUAAUCGCUACAGAAAAAUAGAACAAAUUACAGAAAUAAAGUGGGAAGGUUUUUGUAUUUUGACUGUAAAGGUUGAGAAGUACCUACAUGUAAUAACAGUGACAUUCAGUCCAUAAAAUAAGCAUAAUAUGUACUUAAUUGUCCAAAAGACACAAAUAGCAAAAAAUAGGUACGCUUGGUGUACAUGUAUCUGCGAGAAAGUUGCCAUUGUUUUACUGCCUGUUUGCAGGCGUACAACCCUAAUUAGUUGACCUGAGUGUUGAACACACACACAACUCGAUAGCAUAGUAUCUAGCGCUAAGCGCAGAUACAAAAAGUAUGUGCAGACAUGCUUGAGGCAAAUUUUGGGCAUGUAUGCUCAGAAGAGCCCCUUCCCGGCACUUUCUCAAUAUAUGAGCGACCAAAAUCUAUUACAUAUGAAUGAUAUAAUUAAUAUAUGAGGUAAGGUGUUGUGUAUAUAUCGUGAAAGCACCCCAGACAAACUGUCUCGCGCAUAAAUCUGUUUAUUCAUGCUACCUUGCUGUUUUUAGAGACGUUGUGAAAAAUCUUUGGGCAAAUGAAGACCUAAAGCUCAGUGAUGUCACACAGGUGGGUCAUUUUGAAACUUGUCAGAGCAAAAGGGGAGGGUGGGGGCAUAGAUAAGGGGAGGGUAGUGGCAUAGUGAAAGGGGAGGUGGGGUAUAGGGUGUACACCCUACAGGUAGACCUGUUGGCAAAACCUUAUUCCCUAACAAUUUCGGCAUUGACCACAUCCCAACCAUAUCAAAACCAUGCUCAUUUUGUCAGCAAAACUAAGGCCUGCACACCCCCCUCCCAACCAACCACCCCCUCCAACCACCCACCCCCUCCAACCAACCACCCCCUCCAACCAACCACCCCCUCCAACCACCCUCCCCCAAUUAUAAUACACUCAUGCCUUAAUUUGGUCUGACCACUUUUCAGGCUGACCCGAAAUCCAAAGAGGAGGAGGAAGAUGCAGAUGAGGAGGAGGAGGAUCUUGGAUACUCUGACACAUAUGCUGAAUACUGGCCCAGCAAAUGUAAGUCUUAGGCCCAUUUCAGACGACGUACUUCUCGUGUGCCAAACUUAAUUGAUGAAUUAGGUACGGCAGAAGAGCGACGUAUGAAUCAAUUAAGUACGGCAGAAUUUGGAGCGGCAAAAGUUCGGCAGAGCUUGUCGCAUUAUGCGACUUUGGAGCGACAUUGAUUCAUACGCCGCUCCACUCAUGUGCCAAACUUAAUUCAACUUUAGUCUAAAAAUAAACUUAUUUAUUUUGAAUUUUAUUUAGGUUUCGCUGGCGAAUAUGCCCAAACCUUGUCAAUAACGUAGUAUUUGGUACGCCAUUUGAAUCACUGCCGUUCUUGUGUCGCAUCUAAUACAAUUAAGUUCGGCACAUGAAGAGUACGUCGUCUGAAACGGGCCUUAUUCUACCUUUAGCUCAAAAAUUUAAGUUAGUCCAAUGUUCAGCAUAUUGUAGAUAGGGUCGAGUGGUUUAUCAAAACACAAUGUUUUUAAAAAACCGAUUCAAUCGAUUUUUUUUUUGACAAAAAAACGAAAAACUGAAAAAAAUUGGGAAAUACUUGAAACUUGCAGAAACAGCGCGCGAAGCAUACGUUUGUGUGUUAUUCAAUCGAUUUUUGUUUUGACAAAAAACUGUGUGAAGCAUCAAGUAUAAAGCGGAUCACAUCUGUGAAAAGAAGGCGGAUUUCUGGCGUAUAGCAGUGGCUUACAAACAAUUUGUAUUCAUAUUCUGUACCCUGGCUUAUUUCAGAUGUGUGUAAAAGUGAAAAUAAGACUGAAAUAUUCGUAAUUCGCAACCGAAAUGGCCGCCAUAUUCCCCCCCCGGUGUUCCCACUAUUUUAUGCCUUUGGCUAACUAGUAUAGACACAUUAAAAAUAUAUUUUCAUAUAUCUACAUUAAUUUCUCAGUGAGAAUUGGAAAAAGACAUCCUGACUCGGUUGUUGAAACAAGGUAACAAUUAUCAAGAUUUGUGUACUGCAGUCAAAUGAAUUUGGUAUUAACCCCAUGGAAUGCCAGCACUUUCCCCCUGACAAGUAAAACCAUCUGGCAUUCGGCAGAGUAAAAUAACAAAGUAGAGCACAUUGGGCUGAAAUGCAACUUAAUGGGUUAAGCAUAGCAGAAUGCCAAAUUUUACUUCUUUCGAAAUGAAUACUGUUUUUGUAGUUACAAUUCAAAAGUACAAACAAAAUAUUUUGCAUCAUUCUUGAUUUCAUUAUUUCCAGUUCCUUAUCAAGUGUUGCACCGCCUGAUGUUUGGUACAGGUUAGCCAUCCCGAAAGAAGUUAUUGACAAACAUUUAUUAUCAGCACUGCAGCUUGAGGCAAUUGUGUACGCCUGUCAGAGACACGAGACAAUAUUGGGAGAUGGUGCCAGGGCAGGCUUUUUAAUAGGUGAGUAUGGCUGCAUUAUAUGGUUAGCUAAAUUCUUUAUUAACCAUGCUGCAGGGUCUGAAAUUUGCAGUAUCCCGAUAUCCACGGGAUACUAGGGUGCACCGGAACUUGGUUCCGGCCGGUUAGUUCCUGCCGGAACCCCGAUUUUUUAGAGUUCCGGCCGGAACUAGUAAAAAAAGCAUGGCCGGAACCGGAACUCUGUUGUUUUCAGGGAGAUAGAAUAUCAAACGUUUUUGUGUCUAACAAAAGUUCACAGUAGGAAGAAAGUUGGACUAUGCAAGGGAAAUGUACACUAUUAACACUUCAUUAUGACGUUUAACGUUUGUCAGUCUUUUUAUUCUGACAUUUGCGAACUCUCUACUUGAUGAUUUGAAGUGUCUGCUUGUCUGGCAGCGGACAAAGUAACAUAUGACUAUAUAUGGCUUAAUAAAUUAGUUCCGGUUCCGGCCGGAACUUUUGGAUACCAAACUGUGAAUGACUUAUAUCCCAACUGGAUACUAAGAAAAUUUCAAACAUUAGGAAAAUGUUAAGCACCUCUGACAGUCUCCUGAUAGCUUUUGAAUUCUAUGAGUUUGCCACUCAAGGCUUUCCUCAUAUAAUGUGCAUUUUUGUGGAUUAAUUAAUGAAUUGUCUAGUUGUUGACAACUUGACUGAACAUUGAAUCUCCUAUUGUUACUGUAAUUUGUAACAGCGAGAGUUGUUGGAUAGGACAGGGUAUAAUAUUUAUGGUAAACCAGUAUCCAGAAGUGGGAUACUGCAUUCUCAGGGGGGAUACUAAACUUUGAAGCCUAGUAUCCCAGUUAGAUACUGAAAAGAUGUCAUACCCUGCAUGGUUGCCUGUAGGUGAUUGUCUUGAUUACUCUAGGGGCCGGUUGUUCAAAGCUGGAUUAGUGCUAACCCUGGGUUAAAAUUUAAUCUGCUGUUUUAGUUUGUGUGUUUCUGGCACAUCUGUUUAUUUCAAAACUUCAGAGAAGUAAACUCCUAUCGAUCCAGACAAGAUCUCUGAAGAAAUAUUUCCAAAUUUGUAGACAAGCUAUCGGGAAGUUUGCUUUGAAUUUUACGUUAACCUAGGGUUAAGCUUACCCAGCUUUGAACAACCGGCCCUUUGGUAUUGUACUCUGCAGUGACCAUGGAGCAGAGAUCGAGAGGGGCCAUCCCCAUUUUUUUCCAUGUAAAAGGAAAAAAGUCUGUUGAUAUGUAUGGUUGAAAUAAUAUGACCACAAUAGUCUUUGUGCUCUUGCACUCCCCCACACACUUCCCCGCACACUCUCUUCCACACAUGCUCUCAAAAUAAUAAUAUAUUCAUUUUAAGGGGAUGGUGCUGGUGUUGGGAAAGGUCGUACUGUUGCAGGUAUGUAUAUUCGUAUAUGUGGUUGUGUACAUAUCAUUGAUAUACACAAUUAUUCUUUUUCUGCUGUAAUAUUGGUUGUGACGUUUUGACUUUUAAAAACUUCAGGUAUAAUCAGUGAAAACUAUCUACUUGGCAGAAAAAGAGCUGUAUGGUGAGAACUUUUUCAUAUUUGUAUAUGAUUUCAGUAAAACAUACAGUAAAUAUAAUUUUGUCUAUUACAGGUAAUCUACGUGAAGCGUUCCUCUUUUGACUUUGUAACUCAUUUGGAAUUUUCCUCAUUAGCUUUGCAAAUUUGAAAAACUCUUCACAAAUCCCUUGAGGGAAUUUGCAAUGUUCCUGUUUUAAUUUCCUAACUUCCUGUUCUGUUCUGAGCGUUGUUAUUGGUCGAUUAUUUUUGUUGGCCAAUUGCAACGUCCAGAACAGAACAGGAAGUUAGGAACUUGUAACAGGAAGUUAAGAACUUCUAACAGGAACUGAGGAAAAUUUAAUUGGCUUUUAGCAACAUUGCAAAUUUCCUCAAGGGAUUUGCAAGGGACUUCUUCAAAUUUCAAAAGUAAUGAGGAAAAUUGCAAUCAAUUUAGAAACUCAAAAGAGGAACGCUUCACGUAGUUUACCUGUAAUUGACCAUUUGCAUAAUAGACUAAAUUUUGAUCUAAACAAGUUUAGACAAAAAUUUCAUCAUAGCUGGAAAGAGCAUCACAAAAUAAGUAAUAUUCCAAAGUUUCGUUGCGAAAUGUUGUAAAAUGCGGAAAAUAUAGCCUUUCGAAAUUUGCAAUUUUCAGUCAUUUUAGAUUACAAACGGGAAAUUGGCAGCCUCGAAAGGUUUGGGGCUGUCAAUUUCCCGUUUGUAAUCUAAAAUGACUGAAAAUUGCAAAUUUCGAAAGGCUAUAUUUUCCGUAUUUUACAACAUUUUUGCAACGAAACUUUGGAAUAUUACUAAUUUUGUGAUGCUGUUUCAAGCUGUGAUGAAAUUUUUGUUGAGAUCAAAGUUUAGUCUAUUUAAUACGCAAAUGGUCAAUUGGUUCAGAAGUGAAAUCGUCUUAUACUCAAUCAUUGUUUUUUACCACAUCUAGGAUGAGUGUAUCCAAUGAUUUACAAUAUGAUGCCGUUCGGUACGUUUUUUUUUUCAAUUCUUAUCAUGUUUAUACUUGUUUGAAAUUUGAAACAAUUGUUUUACUUCUCUUCAUUUUUUGUGUGCUUAGGGAUCUUCGUGAUAUCAAAUGUAAUGUAAAUCUCCGUUCUUUAAACAAGGUAUAUAACGGUGAAAGUUGUGUAAUGCCUAAUUAUGUCUGCCAUGUAGAAGUUGACUUUGGAAACCAGUUUGACUCCACGGAACACCGCAUGCUUUCUCAAGCUGCCCCGGUUUCCUUUUGUAGUAACACCGGGUACAUGUAAAUUAAGGGAUAGCCCUUUUUGGACUUCAAGGGAGAACAGUUUAGAACUGCCAGAGGUAUUCAGUAUAAGUAAAGUUAGUUUAGGUUUCCUCCUGUAGUAAUACUGGAUCAACAAGAGAUUACCAUUAACUGGAUCUCUGGGGAGAACAGUUUAGAACUGAUAGAGCUAUCGAGAAAUAAAGUUAGUUUAGUUUAGAUUUUUUCCUGUUGUAACACUGGAUCAACAAGGAUAUAACACUGGAUCAAGGCUCAAGAGGAUAUAAAUGAUAGAGCUGUCCUUUAUAUAAUAUACAGUAUAUAUGUUCUAGAAAUUGAAAGUAUAGUGUAUAUACUGUAUGUACAUUGCAGUUGUAUAAAAAGAAACUUGUUUUCCCAUAUAUAGUUUAAAUACGAUGCAAAAUUAUCUUCCAAAGAGAAUGGUGGCUUUAAGAAAGGUGUGCUCUUCACCACAUACUCCUCCUUGAUUGGAGAAAGCCAGGGAACGUCUAAAUAUCGUACAAGACUUAGUCAGAUUGUCAAGUGGUGCGGUUCUGAUUUUGAUGGAGUUGUAUCCUUGUUCAUUGUUAGAAUUGGUCUGAUUUAUAGUCGCGACACGCCAUCACACUAUCUUUUCUUUAACCCAUUGAGUCCCAUUGUGACUUAAAUAAUGCACCCUACCUCAAUGGGAGAGUGCUAGCUGGUGCUCAAUAGACCUUUCCCCUUUUGAGUGAAAUUUUGAUCCAGACAAGAAUGGACAAAAAUUUCAUCACAGCUUGAAAGAGCAUCACAAAAGUAGUAAUAUUCCUAAGUUUCGUUGUGAAAUGUUGUAAAAUGCGAAUAAUAUAGCACUGCGAAGUUUGCCGUUUUUCAGUCACUUACAAACGGGAAAUUGGCAAUCAGAUGAUCAAACUGAUUAUCAAUUUCCCAUUUGUAAUACAAAAUGACUGGAAAACGGCAAACUUCGCAAGGGCUAUAUUAUCCGCAUUUUACAACAUUUCGCAACGAAACUUCGGAAUAUUACUAAUUUUGUGAUGCUCUUUCAAGCUGUGAUGAAAUUUUUGUCCUGGCUUGUCUAGAUCAAAAUUUCACUCAUAAGGGGAAAGGUCUAUUCGUUAAGUGCCAAUAAUGGUUUAGCCAGCUACUUCAUAGUUCGUAAGUAAAAUAAUCUUUGACAUUAUUGUCUCAAAUUCUUGGCAUAACCUGCCAUGUGUGUGUUGAAACCUUAAGUCUAAACACAGAUAAUUCUAGAUGAAUGUCACAAAGCUAAGAACUUGGUACCAACUGGUUCUUCUAAGCCAACCAAGACUGGUAGAACUGUCCUGGAACUGCAGGAGAAACUGCCCAAAGCCAGAGUGGUGUACUGUAGUGCCACAGGUGAGAUGAUGAUAUUGGUGGUGGUGAUGAUAUUGGUGGUGGUGAUGAUGAUAUUGGUGGUGGUGAUGAUGAUAUUGGUGGUGGUGGUGAUGAUAUUGGUGGUGGUGGUGAUAUUGGUGGUGGUGGUGGUGAUAUUGGUGGUGGUGGUGGUGAUAUUGGUGGUGGUGGUGAUGAUGGUGGUUGUGAUAAUGAUGGUAAUGAAGAUGAUGGUGGUGGUGGUGGUGGUGGUAAUAGAAAGAUAG
Paramuricea clavata is the source of this 11432-nucleotide messenger RNA. Lineage: Eukaryota; Metazoa; Cnidaria; Anthozoa; Malacalcyonacea; Plexauridae. The record is from the annotation of a GenBank genome assembly.